GCAACAUGUAUAAACAUGCUCAUUAUUGGCUGGAUAACCUUUUGGUCAUUUCCCUUCGCAACACGAAAAAUAUCCCCUUCCACCAAGUAAUCUAUCAUGGCUGCCUCUCAAGUCGUUAAGUCACAAGGCUUGUUCCAUGGCUUGCCCACUUAUCCCCAGAAUGAAUCGUUUUCGAAUUUGACUGCCGUGGUCACCGGCGCUAAUGGCAUAUCGGGAUAUCAUAUGGUACGUGUCCUUGCUGCUGCACCAGAGCGAUGGAGCAAAAUUUAUUGCCUAUCCCGCCGAACACCUCCCAGCAACUUUUUCGAUGAUUUGGGCGAGGGAGCCAAGCGAGUUGAGCAUAUUUCCGUUGAUCUUCUUGGAGAGCAGUCAUCUAUUGCAAACCGACUGAAAGUGAUCCAAAAAGUUGACUACGUCUUCUUUUUCGCAUAUAUGCAGCCUCAACAGGAAGGCCAGGUUUUGGGCAUGUGGUCAGAUGCAGAUGAACUAGCUAGAAUCAAUGCAACCCUAAUACAAAACUUCAUUGGUGCUCUUCGACUAUCAAGCCUGCAACCAAAGCGUUUCUUGCUGCAGACUGGAGCUAAGCACUAUGGAUUCCACAUUGGGCCUGCUACAAGCCCAUCGUUUGAAUCUGAUCCAAGGAUUUCAUUAGAAUCCAACUUCUAUUAUCCUCAGGAAGACGCGCUUUUCGACUAUUGCCAGAAUACCGGUGUCGGCUGGAAUGUUGUUCGCCCUUCAUAUAUUAUAGGUGCAGUACGUGAUAGCGCACUAAAUCACAUGGUUGGCCUAGCUAUAUAUGGAGCAGUUCAAGCACAUUUGCAUCGGCCUCUCGCCUUUCCAGGUGACUAUACGGCCUGGGAUCGUGAGUACUGUCAAAGCACUGCCUUGCUAAAUGCCUAUUUUGAAGAAUGGGCAGCCUUGACAGACAGGGCAGCCAACGAGGCUUUCAACAUUCAGGACGGCCUCCCUUUUACAUGGGGGCGCUUCUGGGCUUACCUGGCCAGCUGGUAUGGAACGGGGUGGAAGGCUCCGGAGGAGGACAAGUCCAAGUACCGCGUCAACGUGUCAAGACAUGUGCAGACACCUCGAGGAUACGGUCCUCUUGGAGCGACAUGUUCCACCUUUAGCUUACAGGAAUGGUCUGGACAGUCCGAGGUUCAAGCUGCGUGGGCUGAGCUUGCCCAGAAACAUGAACUUGUUCUUGAUCCAUUCACUGACAAAAACCGGGCUCAGAUUUUCUCCAUGACAGAUUCAGCGGUCAUCGGUGGCUGGCCUUUGUCUCUUAGCAUGCGAAAAGCAAGGAAACUUGGCUUCCUGGGAAGUGUAGACUCGUAUGAAUCUUCAUUUAACGCUAUCCGUGAUCUAGCUCGAUUGAAGGUUGUUCCGCCCCCUGUUAUGGUGAAAUUCACAGAAGAUGCAUAGUUGACGGUGGUACUGUGGAUGUAAAAAUAAUCAAGAUGUCGGCCAUUGGUCACCAAAGAACUUUGCUAUCCAUAUCAAUGGGGUGCAGCUGCAGAAUAUACCAGUAGAAAAUCAAAUGAC
Talaromyces proteolyticus is the source of this 1542-nucleotide messenger RNA. RefSeq lists its product as uncharacterized. The record is from RefSeq and is a predicted model, not a curated record. The transcript is spliced from 4 exons. Lineage: Eukaryota; Fungi; Ascomycota; Eurotiomycetes; Eurotiales; Trichocomaceae. Bases 97 to 1422 code for a protein of 441 amino acids.